Molecule: messenger RNA, 585 nt
Organism: Strongylus vulgaris
Lineage: Eukaryota; Metazoa; Nematoda; Chromadorea; Rhabditida; Strongylidae
Source: the annotation of a GenBank genome assembly
UGUAACGGGUUCUGCAUUCCUGAAGAGUAUUUCUUAGAGGAUAAGCCUCUCUCCAUAAAAUCAGCUAAGGCCUCCCCUGUUUUCAGAAGAUCAGUGUAUUGCCGGUAUUUUGAUAAGAAUUGGUAUGAAUUGGUCCCUCCAGUUAGAAGUAUUGUCUUUCCUGAAUUUGGUGUUCAUUGCUGCAGACAUCCGGAGGCAAAAUAUAUGAGCAUUAGUGUGAACAUUGACGAUGUGGUGAAUUUCACAACAAGGCUGUAUUUUUUAGAAUUACAGCUUAUGCCUGGUUUAGAACCUCAGUACGAGCUGUCUUUAUGCCUUGCACCACUUUAUGACAAUGAAACCAAGUGGCUAUUGUUGGCAGAGCUUUUUGAGCAUUAUAAGCUGCAAGGAGUGGAGCAUUUUUAUCUUUAUGUAAAAGAUAUUGACAACUAUUCUCGCAAGGUAUUAACGAUUUACGCAAAGUUUUUGUUUGGGGAGAUAAUGCAGUGCACCUUGAGCUGUUUACUUCAGAGAAGAACACGACAGACCAGGACGAAAUUGGCAGUUUGCUGGUUUAGAAGUAAUCUAGAGAUUUUUCUUAUGUAG